GGGGGCGGGGAGAGUGGGGAGUCACAGGCGCGAGCCAGGAGCAGCGCCUCGUCUGCCAAUCCUGGCACCUGUGCGCCAAGCCGCGGCACCACGGAGGACCCCGCUCCGGGCCAACCCUGGGCUCCAAGCCACGGCCACCCAGCCUCUGGGCAAGCGCGACCUGCAGCCGCCCACCCAGGACCCCCGCCGCCACCCGCAACUGCGGGAGCGCAGGAGCCCAGCCAGUGCUUGCUGCGCCCCGGGCCACAGGGUCCCUCGCCCCUUCAGAGGCGUCGCGGCCAGCCGGGGCAGCAGUCGAUUUGGGUACACGAUUCGCCCGCGCUGCCGUUCUCUUCUCCACCCAGGAUUUAUUGUCUGUGGAGCCUUCUGGGGGCGGGGAGGGAGCUGCGCCUCCGCCGCCGCCACUGCUGCUGCUACGGUCGCUAGCGCGGCGCUCUGGGCGGGCGGAGGCCGGGGACUGGCCGCAGUGGUGCUCCGGGCGGGCUCCCGGCUCCCCAGGGGCGCCUCUCCUCUCCUGCACCUGAAGGGCAGUGGCACCAUGGUCUGACACCGCAUCUGCCUGGAGUCCCCUCUGCCUUUGCUUCGGAGGACUCCCCUACUGGCUUCACUGCGGACCCCAGAGCACUUUAAGGAGUAACCCUCAGCAGCUGCAAGGCCUUCGCUCCUUGGACCCUCAUGGGUAGUUUCUGCUUCCGGCGAUGAUGGAGAGCCUAAUACGGGGAAGGAAUCCCCCACAAUAUCAGAGAAGUCCUUAUAAGGAGGCUCGUGCAGCACUUCGGAAGAGGCCUGAAGAGGAGUGAGCCCGCUACAUGAAAAGAAUGCAAGUCAAAGUGCCCACAGCCUAGAAGUCUUCAGAGACAGGAGUAACUAGCAAUGCAGUGCUUGGAGAUGACCACCAAACGGAAGCUCAUUGGCCGCCUGGUGCCAUGCCGCUGCUUCCGUGGAGAGGAGGAGAUCAUCUCAGUGUUGGAUUACUCCCACUGCAGCCUGCAACAGGUGCCUAAGGAGGUCUUCAACUUUGAACGCACACUAGAAGAGCUCUAUCUGGAUGCCAAUCAGAUUGAGGAGCUGCCUAAGCAAUUGUUCAACUGUCAAGCUCUACGGAAACUAAGCAUUCCUGAUAAUGACCUCUCAAGUCUGCCAACCUCCAUUGCUAGCCUAGUUAACCUGAAAGAACUCGACAUCAGUAAAAACGGUGUACAAGAAUUUCCAGAAAACAUAAAGUGCUGUAAGUGUUUAACCAUUAUUGAAGCCAGUGUCAAUCCCAUUUCUAAACUACCCGAUGGCUUCACGCAGCUUCUUAACCUGACCCAGCUCUACCUGAAUGACGCAUUCCUCGAAUUUCUUCCAGCUAAUUUUGGAAGACUUGUCAAAUUGCGAAUAUUGGAGUUAAGAGAAAAUCACUUGAAAACUCUACCAAAGUCAAUGCACAAGUUAGCCCAGCUGGAAAGACUUGACCUAGGCAAUAAUGAAUUCAGCGAGCUGCCUGAAGUUCUGGAUCAAAUACAGAAUUUGAGGGAGCUGUGGAUGGAUAACAAUGCGUUGCAAGUGCUGCCUGGGUCUAUAGGGAAGUUAAAGAUGUUGGUAUACCUGGAUAUGUCAAAAAACAGGAUAGAAACGGUUGACAUGGAUAUUUCUGGAUGUGAAGCUCUCGAGGACCUCUUACUAUCAUCCAAUAUGUUGCAACAGCUGCCUGACUCAAUAGGAUUGCUGAAAAAGUUAACAACUCUAAAAGUAGAUGACAAUCAACUUACAAUGCUACCCAACACAAUUGGAAACUUAUCUUUAUUAGAAGAAUUUGACUGCAGCUGCAACGAGCUGGAGUCCCUCCCUCCCACCAUUGGUUACCUGCACAGCCUGCGAACAUUAGCGGUUGAUGAGAAUUUCCUCCCAGAGUUGCCGAGAGAAAUUGGAAGCUGUAAGAAUGUCACUGUUAUGUCUCUACGCUCCAAUAAGCUAGAAUUCCUUCCUGAAGAAAUUGGGCAGAUGCAGAGACUGCGUGUCUUAAAUCUAAGUGAUAAUAGAUUGAAGAAUUUGCCAUUCUCUUUCACCAAACUCAAAGAGCUGGCAGCAUUGUGGCUUUCUGACAAUCAGUCCAAGGCCCUUAUCCCUCUACAAACAGAAGCCCAUCCAGAAACCAAGCAAAGGGUACUGACCAACUACAUGUUUCCCCAGCAGCCCCGUGGUGAUGAAGAUUUCCAGUCAGACAGCGACAGCUUCAACCCCACCCUGUGGGAGGAGCAGAGACAACAGCGCAUGACUGUUGCCUUUGAAUUUGAGGAUAAAAAAGAAGAUGACGAAAGUGCUGGGAAAGUUAAGGCUCUCUCCUGCCAAGCCCCCUGGGACAGGGGCCAGCGUGGGAUUACUCUCCAACCUGCCAGGCUGUCUGGCGAUUGCUGCACACCAUGGGCCAGGUGUGAUCAGCAGAUCCAAGAUAUGCCCGUCCCCCAGAGUGACCCCCAGCUGGCAUGGGGUUGUAUAAGUGGCCUCCAGCAGGAGAGGAGCAUGUGUGCUCCAUUGCCAGUGGCAGCACAGUCCACCACUCUUCCCUCUCUAAGUGGCAGACAGGUUGAAAUAAACCUAAAACGAUAUCCAACUCCUUACCCGGAGGAUUUAAAGAAUAUGGUAAAAUCUGUUCAAAAUCUGGUGGGUAAGCCAAGCCAUGGAGUGCGUGUUGAGAACUCAAAUCCAACAGCUAACACGGAACAAACUGUGAAAGAAAAGUUUGAACACAAGUGGCCGGUGGCCCCAAAGGAGAUUACAGUGGAGGAUUCUUUUGUUCAUCCAGCUAAUGAAAUGAGGAUUGGGGAACUUCACCCUUCAUUAGCUGAGACCCCUCUGUACCCACCCAAACUUGUUCUGCUAGGGAAGGACAAAAAAGAAUCAACUGAUGAGUCUGAAGUUGACAAAACUCACUGUCUGAAUAACAGUGUCUCCUCAGGCACCUACUCAGACUACUCGCCCUCCCAAGCUUCUUCGGCAUCCUCUAACACCCGGAUGAAAGUGGGGUCCAUGCAGACAACAGCUAAAGAUGCCGUCCAUAACUCUUUAUGGGGUAACAGGAUUGCACCACCUUUCCCACAGCCUCUAGAUGCAAAGCCAUUACUCAGCCAACGGGAGGCUGUCCCUCCAGGGAACAUCCCCCAGCGUCCUGAUAGGCUGCCAAUGAGUGAUGCUUUCCCUGACAACUGGACUGAUGGCUCCCAUUACGACAACACAGGUUUUGUCUCCGAGGAAGCCGCAGGCGAGAAUGCCAACAAUAACCCUCUCUUAAGCUCCAAGGCUAGAAGUGUACCUGCUCAUGGGCGCAGGCCUUUAAUUAGGCAAGAAAGAAUUGUCGGUGUUCCCCUAGAAUUGGAGCAGUCCACACACAGACACACACCAGAAACAGAAGUGCCUCCUUCCAAUCCCUGGCAGAAUUGGACCAGAACUCCCAGUCCAUUUGAAGAUAGGACUGCUUUUCCUUCCAAAUUAGAAACAACCCCUACUACCAGUCCCUUGCCUGAAAGAAAAGACCACAUGAAGGAGCCUACAGAGACACCAGGUCCUUUUUCUCCAGGAGUGCCAUGGGAAUACCACGACCCUGCCCCUAACAGGAGUCUCGGUAAUGUCUUUUCUCAAAUCCACUGCCGCCCAGAUUCGUCUAAAGGUGUUAUCGCAAUUAGCAAAAGCACGGAGAGGCUUUCCCCACUCAUGAAAGAUAUAAAGUCCAACAAGUUCAAAAAGUCCCAGAGUAUUGAUGAGAUUGACGUCGGUACCUACAAGGUCUAUAACAUUCCACUAGAAAACUAUGCCUCUGGGAGCGAUCACUUAGGAAGCCACGAGCGGCCAGACAAGUUCUUGGGACCAGAGCAUGGCAUGUCCAGUAUGUCCAGGAGCCAGUCAGUACCCAUGUUGGAUGAUGAGAUGCUUAUGUAUGGAAGUAGUAAAGGCCCACCCCAACAAAAAGCAUCUAUGACUAAGAAGGUCUAUCAGUUUGACCAAAGCUUCAACCCACAAGGAGCGGUGGAAGUAAAAGCAGAGAAGAGGAUUCCGCCCCCUUUUGCACACAAUUCUGAGUAUGUACAGCAGCCCAGUAAAAACAUCGCCAAGGAUCUGGUCAGCCCCAGAGCCUACAGAGGAUACCCACCCAUGGAACAGAUGUUCUCCUUUUCCCAGCCAUCUGUAAAUGAGGAUGCCAUGGUGAAUGCUCAGUUCGCCAGCCAGGGGCCCAGGGCAGGCUUCCUAAGGAGGGCUGACUCCCUGGCCAGCUCCACCGAGAUGGCCAUGUUCAGAAGGGUCAGUGAGCCCCACGAGCUGCCCCCUGGUGACAGGUAUGGCCGAGCAACCUAUAGGGGAGGGCUGGAAGGCCAGAGCAGCAUUUCAAUGACUGAUCCCCAAUUCCUCAAGAGGAAUGGCAGGUACGAAGAUGAGCACCCUUCAUAUCAAGAAGUAAAAGCGCAGGCAGGAAGUUUUCCUGCUAAAAACCUUACCCAGAGGAGGCCGCUGUCUGCCAGGAGCUACAGCACAGAGAGUUACGGGGCCUCCCAAACCAGGCCAGUUUCAGCUAGGCCUACCAUGGCAGCCCUCCUGGAAAAAAUACCAUCUGACUAUAACUUGGGUAACUAUGGUGACAAGACAUCAGAUAACAGUGAUAUAAAGACAAGGCCCACCCCUGUGAAGGGAGAGGAGAGCUGUGGCAAAAUGCCGGCAGACUGGAGACAGCAGCUGCUUAGACAUAUAGAAGCUAGAAGGUUAGACAGGACCCCGUCCCAGCAAAGCAACAUUUUAGACAAUGGACAAGAAGAUGUCUCUCCUAGUGGCCAAUGGAAUCCUUACCCACUUGGGAGGCGGGAUGUACCUCCGGACACCAUUACUAAAAAGGCAGGCAGCCACAUUCAGACCCUGAUGGGGUCACAGAGCCUUCAGCACCGCAGCCGGGAGCAGCAGCCAUAUGAAGGGAACAUCAACAAAGUGACCAUUCAGCAGUUCCAAUCGCCAUUGCCCAUCCAGAUCCCCUCAUCACAGGCUACCCGGGGACCUCAGCCUGGACGGUGCUUAAUUCAAACGAAAGGGCAGAGGAGUAUGGACGGUUAUCCCGAGCAGUUCUGUGUGAGAAUAGAAAAGAAUCCUGGGCUUGGAUUUAGUAUCAGCGGUGGAAUUAGUGGGCAAGGAAAUCCUUUUAAACCUUCUGACAAGGGUAUCUUUGUUACUAGGGUUCAGCCUGAUGGACCAGCAUCCAACCUACUACAGCCCGGGGAUAAAAUCCUUCAGGCAAAUGGACACAGUUUUGUGCAUAUGGAACAUGAAAAGGCUGUUUUACUACUGAAGAGCUUCCAGAACACAGUAGACCUAGUUAUUCAACGUGAGCUCGCUGUCUAAAUGUUUUUAUAAAUAGUGAAGAUAUGUCAGGCCAGAGCUAAUGUUUAAAAAUAAAUUUAUACAUAGAAACAAAUUUUGCCAGUUGCUGGACCAAUGGCAAACAUCAGUGCCAGGUGUAUAAUAGUGUAUGUUAGCCUUCCACCCUGAAAAGAUGUUACUUAUAAACAUGGUGUUUGCGCGCGGUUCUGUAUCAGUUCCAGCGGCAGCCUCUGGCUGUGCAUUGGUGCGCUUUUGUUUCUGUUUUUGUUUUUUAAUCAAAUAAGUUGUCUUCUCAAAGUGGAUUUCCUAUAAUUUCGGAGCACGGAAGCACACACAAGCUCUUUACAAAUUCUGCUCUCCAUCAGAAAUACUGCCUCAAAAAUUGUACAUAAAGAGUUGUAAUCCCCAUAAAGUAUUUCUAGCACAAGGUAUAUGUUGGCAUAUAUACAAAAAAGAAUAUAGAAAAACGAUAUUUUCGUAAACAUCUUGGAUUGAGAAAGAAAAUAUAUCUUAAAAUAAGACUUUACUAUAUUGAAUCUUUUUCAAUAAAAAUUACAUGAUUACGCCUUAUGGAAGCAACUGUACAUAAAGUAUAAAGUAUUUAUAUUUGGUUCCAUAGCCAUUUGCUAAAUUCCCAUAGUAGAGUGAAAUGAUUCAUAAAUUAUCCAUUAAUCUCUGGGGCCUGAGUAAAAAACCGGAGAAGGUAAAUCUGUUCAAUGCCUUUAGCUAAUUAAGAGGACACAAGCUGACUUCAGAGACAGAACACAGGUUGCUGCGGAUCAGUCUCUUCACCAAAACCACACGCAGUGAGUGAUGGGUGGCGGGAAAGGCUUAAUGCUUUAAUGUUCUGUUUCCUCGGGUUAUGUUGACUAUAAGCUGUGGCCCCUGUGAUAUUCCUUUACUGUAAAUGUGGAACUUAUCUGUGUGCUGAUUUAAUUAAUUUGCUACUUUUAAAUCAUUUUAAAUGAAUUUUGGGAAUUGAUAACAUUUAUUAUAGAGAAAGACUUGUUGGAACGCUAUGAUGGUUUCAAAACUUUGGUAUUGAAAUAUGAAACUUCAGAUAUAAUUUCUCAGAGCUGUGGUCUACUGAUAUCAUUAAUCUUAAUUCCUGGAUUUUUUUGUGGACAGAAAUAGACAAAAUGUUUUUUCUCCAAACAAAAAGUUUUAAGGAACAUAAACAUGAAUUCAAUCAUACUGGAGAGUAAAACUUCCUAGUUAAUGUACUUUUACAAUCUGUUUUCCUUUGUAAAAAUUCAAAAUUUGUCUUACAAUCCUUUAAAAUAUUUCUUUUUAUAUUAGUCUUCAAUUUGACUAAAAUAUUAAUUUGAAAUUUUAGAUCAACUUUCCAUAAUUGGUUUAUAAAUUCCCUCAUAUAUCUACAUCACUUUUUUAUACAAUAAAUUUAUCUCAUAUAGUAGUGUUUAAAUAGUCUAUAGAAUUUUACAAUAAAAUCACAUGUGGAUGUCACCAGAGCUCUGAGGAUAAUAUUUGUAAGUUUGUUUUAUGAGGACAUUGAAAAUAUUGUAUUUUUGUAGGAUCUAUUAAAAAUGAGUGCCACUUAUUAGAAGUACAGUGGUUUUUUUGGCAUAGAAUUUGUCAGAGAAAAAUGUUACUUCAUUUACCAAGCAAUGCACUAUCUCUGGUCUUGAUUUAUGCCAGGGUGACACAAUACCAUAGUCUUAUAGACUUGGACAAUUAGCUGCUGAUUCUAGAUUGACCUUUUUACACAGAAGCAGCCAUUAUGUGCAUUUUAAUAUAUUGAGAGCAUUUAAUGAGAAGUGUUUUUCAAAGCCUAACUUUCUGUGUCAAAAACUCACAGCACAUCACUAUAACAGAUGUUCUGGGCUCAGCCUUAGUUAAGAGAAGCAAGACAAGCUCAGAGCAAGACAACACUCAGAAAGCAGCCAUUAGGGCUACACAGUCUUCUACAGGAGAGGCAGAAGGCAGCCAGAUAGAGGGCUCCCCAGGAAAUUUCUUGUGUCAGAGCAUCAAAUGCUCCUGAAGCCUUCAGCUGAGAGGAUGGGGCUCCCUCCUUGAUAGACAGUAUUGCACGAAGCCUUGCUUUAACACUUCCUUCUCUGAGGUAGGUCCAGCCAUGACGAAAGGAAAAAGAGGGCUUGCUGGCCUCUUGGGAAAGUGUGGAUAUAGUCAAUGCUACACACUGAUAGGCAAAUAGAUGGUCACACAGAGGGGUAUCUUCUGUUUUAGGUUAACUCAAUGGAAUCACUAAUCAGUUGGGGGGGGGGCUUCUCAUUGAUUUUAAAGGCAACCCGAGCCAAUAAUUUGUUGAUCUAGAGGUAUUGACUUUUUGUUUUUGAGUAACUAAUUUGCUGCCUGAAACUAAAAUCCGGUUCAUGUUAACAUCAAACAUAGAAGUCAAGAGUAUGCCGUAAAAAGGAAAGAAAGAAAAAGAAAAAUCUCCAACAAGACAAAGAAGUCGAACUCCCCAGUGGCAUCAUAAAAUUUCUACCUCUUGAUAGGUCCUCGAUCUUCCUGCGGAAGAAGCUGCUUAUAGACAUGGAUCGAUAAGGCAAUAUGGAGUAGGUUGGAGACAUUAGAGGUAGAAAGAACAAAUACUGACAAUUAGUAGCCAACAUCUGUGUGGGUUGCAAGAUAAAUAGUCAUAAAGGGGCAAUUUUUUUAAAUGAGUCACAAGGCAGACAGUAUUUUGUCAUAGGCAACACAGACCCUCAAAACACAUGUCAUGCUGACUUGAAGCUUGAAAAAUUAUCUUAGGCUUUGCCUUGGAAUGCUGCUUCCAUAGACAAAACUUCUGCAUCAGGGGUGUGGACUAGCACUGCCUUGUGUUCAGAGAUGAGUCCAUGCAAAACAUUGUUGCCACUCUCUCUUAAAAAGUGGGAAUGAGCUACUUUUUACCAUGUGUGUGAGGUAAAGAGAGAGGAUAGAAGUUAGGAGUUUGAUUUACACAUUCAAGUAUCAAGAGAAAAGUUUCUGAAUUUUCCAAAGUAUUAGAUGGAAAAACCCAGAAACGCUUAAUUUUUAGUCCCCAAACCUGUCUAGAGUGCUAACCACAGUGUAAACGUUUGGAAAACAGUGUUCUUCUCAGUUCUUCUUCACACUGGGUCUGAGUUGUCAUCAUCAUUUUCUGCUUCUCAUUAGCAGGAAGAUCUAGUAUAUUUAUUCCAGUGAACACAUUUCUAUGGAGAGGAAGAAUAUGACCUAAUCAGAUCAAAAUUCAUAUUGGUAUCAGACUGCUAUUUGAACCAUUCAUAACAUACCUGACUAAUCCAUGAAAUGGCAACUCAACUGCAGAUUCCCUGGAACACUAGAUCAGCAAAAAGUAACAAGUUAGGAAAAUAAUGAAGUCUAGUCAGCUAAGAUGGCUGUUUAGUACAAGACACCCAGGUUGAAAGGCCAGGCAAAAUCCUGUGGCAGAAAUGUUCAUCUUUCCACAGCUUAACCAAAUGUUCAAAUGCCAGUCAGUGAUGUAGCCAUAUCCAUCUCAUGGGUGUAACUUCUUGACCCAGUUAGGACUUUGGUGAAUUUUCUAGAUUUAAGACUACUUUCGCAAACUUUUUUCCUAGCAAACCUAGGAGAGGCACUCUUCCCUUACUUGGAGCAUUAGCCUGGCUUCUCCUGAAAACAUGCUAUGUCAAUCAAAUAGAAUGUGUGCUAAGGGAAAUUGGGUGUGUUCUGUGGGACCCACAUAGACAAUGUUACAAGAAAUAUGAAUGUUGACUCUCCUGCACAUCUGUAUGGCUACAUUUUAGUCAACAGAAUUCAGUGAGUUUCCCACAACACCUAUGGUGCAAGACUAAGACAGACACAACUGUGUUUCCAUCUCUGUUAUGACGCAUCUGGAGACAUUUCUGCGUCUAGCAUGUGAAGCUAGUCUCCUCUCAGAGCUGUUGUCUUUCUGUAGACUCAUGCCCUACCCACCCUUGCUGUCCAGUGCAGGUGGGUGUUGUCUCCAACCCACUGAGACAAGCCUCCAGAGCUCCAGCUGCCAGAUGCUUCUGCCCCAGCUUGAGAGCAGCUCUCCUAGGGAAGCAUCAGUGCUUACCACGUCGCUGACAGCAGCAAACAGCUCGUGCACAAAGAUGUGUGAGGGUGGCGGUGCCUUAACGAAGCCACCUUUCCACUUCUUUGCUUAUUUUCACUGUUGCCUCUCCAUUCUCAGUGUUAGUUUUGGCCAUACUGGGAGACAUUCUCUGAGCUGCUUUUAUGCAUAUUGGGGUACCCUUUAGUCCUCCCAACCUUUAACACUGUGAGAAAAUUAUCUGCAAACAUUCUCCUGUGAGGACAGAAGCACCUGCCUUCCACCCUAAAGCAUUCAGGAGUUUUGAAAGAAUGAAGAGGAAAAACCACUUCAAAAUUUUACUUUAAAACCAACAGUGGAAACAAAGGAAUGUGGGUUCCUUUGUUUUUUCACUCUAUGAUUGUCUUGAUUUUCUUAGGAGCUGAUUUUUUGGGGAAAUAAGGAGAUAUAGUUUCAACUUUGGGGACACCUUGACUCCCUGGGUUCUGCAGGCAGAUUCUUUGACAUCACCCUAGGUAGGGAGAAAAUUUUUUAAAAUGACAAACCUGGACCCAACAUGUGAAAGCAGCCAGGAGAUGUGGGGUAUAGCCCUUUCUUCCAAAAUUUCAAGACACAGUCUUGUUUUGGCACAACUUGGUUCAUGAUAACACCAUAACAAAUUAAAUAUUGAAAAAUUUCAGGCAGCAUUUAUGUAGAAAAUGCUAAAAUCCUGUGUAGACCUGACCAAAACAGAAGUAGUAGGCCAGUCCCCAGCACAUGAAUUUCCAAAUCUAGCAUAAUUUUCCCUCAAAAAAAAAAAAGGCUCUUGUUUUAUCAUCUAAGCUAGUACCAUUUUGUUUAUAUGAAUGGAUAUGAAAAGGGGGUUUAAAAGGAUCAUUCAAAUUUCCCUCCCUUUGAAAGUUUGUUCUCUCAUUUUAAACAAGUGUAUUAUUUGUAGUGUUGAUCCACAUCCCCUAUUUCAAAAUAAAACAAUGAGCAUAUGGUUGAACAGACAGGCAGACAUCUCUCACCUCGAGAAAACUAUCUCACAUAAUAUUGUUUUCAGCAGCAAACUCCUUCAGAAUAGGGUAGCUGACCUGAGCAAUGUAAGGUGUGUUAUACAGUCAAGGCGUCAAGAGACAUGACUUUGCAGACUGCCACAAAAACAAAGUGCAGUGAUUAUAAAUUUUAUGACAAUUAUCUGCUGGACACCCCUAUGCAUCAGGCCUGCUGGGGACACAGCACAGUCUCUCCUCUGCACAAAACAUUAUAACUGAGAGGAAAGAGAAGCUGCAGACAGAAUGAGGUGCCUUUACCCCAUGCCAGGGCUGACGGCAUCAAUUCUGUCUGGAUUGGAACAGUACUUCAAUUGGAGCUCUCUCUAUAUAUUUCUUCCUACUGGGUCCUAGGGCCACUGGGAGGGCAUUUCAAGCAUUUGUUGGGACUUAAAAAGACUUUUGACAGAUGGAUCAUGGCCGGACUGAAGAUAUUUCUGGACAAGGGAAAUAGAACCAAGAAUCUCUUGGAUUUUGGAGGAAGGGUGGUCAUGAAGAAAGCUGUCCCACAAUGUGGCCUAGUGUUCAGCUCCAUGCUCUGGCACUAGUAGAUGAUAACAUCUUAACAGACACAGGCACAAGGGAAGGUCUUUCCUGUAUCUUAUCACCUCUAGAGCACACUUUCAGUGUCCAAUGUUAGAACCGGCCACGCAGAGAGGCAGUGAAUAUCCCAGUGUAGGGGAUACAUCUCUAAUCCCAGAACUCAGGAGGCAAAAAGCCAGUGACUAUCUAUGAGCUUAAGGCCAACCUGGUAUACAUAGUAAGUUCUAGGACAGCCAGAGUCAUAUAGUGAGACCCUGUCUCUUAUUAAUUAAUUCAUCAGUCAAAAAAGAAAGGCAAUAAACAGGGAACAAUAUUUUUGCCUGUGUAUUCCCCCUGUGGAUUUAAGAACACUGUCAUGGCCUGUUGUAUGCCAUUGGAUUGCACAUAUUCACAAAUCAAACUAUCUGUUUUCCUUCAGGAGAGCUGAGGCCUCUGAUUAUAGUAGCAGCUUGUAUCUUUUCUUUGCCCUACACAGACUAGGUGUUCUUUUCCUUCUGUGUGUCCCAUUGAUUCACCACCUCGGUACACACUGGUUCUGCUAGCAGGCUUCCUCUCCCAGACUCCUUUCCAAGUUACCAAUCAUGCUUGGCCUUCAGGGUCCUGCCUCAGUGAGCAUGAAGCCUUUCCUAAUCUUAAUGGGAAAUCUUCUGUGUCAGUACCACUGACAUGGUGUCGCCUUCACUCUGCCUGAGACCCUGGCUGCUUGGUCUGUGCUAUAGGAGAGAGAGAGAGAGAGAGAGAGAGACAGAGACAGAGACAGAGACAGAGACAGACAGAGAGAAACACACAGAGAGACAGAGAGACAGGCAGAAGCCUUCUGAACACCAACACCAGAACACAGCAACCACUCAGCCUUAGUGCUGCAAGCAGAGCAAGUGACGUAUUUAACAAAUAUUAACUUAAGUGGGUGACUGGUGCUCAGUCUGUAUACCCUUAAGUGGUGGACCUUAGAUUCACUGUUCUCACUUUUGCUGGGGGUGGAGGCAUCCUCUAAGCCGACUUCCCCCUCUCCUUGCCAUUUCUUCUCAGACUUUCAGAACCCUUCCUUGUUCAGAAGCUAAGUUUCAUUUCCUUUUUACAUGUUCUGAAGUUGCCAGCACGGCCCAAAACCUUUAACAAGAGAACAGUUGUUCGGUUUGAAAACAUUUUAUGUAUAUCCUUUUAAUUAGUUGAGAACUUUCUUCUGGAGAGAAGCCAUGCUGUCAGAAAUGUCCUAGAGACAUGAAGGAUGGUCUGGAACUCACAAAGCUGUGGUUUUAAGUGUCUUAGAGACCACCAAGCCCUGGACUCCAUCCUGGACAUAGUCCUCAAGCCCCAUUGAGGUGUCUAUUGAAGACUGUAUGUGGUCAAGGCUGACUUCAGACCCAUUUAAUGUAAAGAUCCAUUUGCCUGUAUAAAUAAUAUGACUAGGGAGGUGUUGGCUUAAAUUGUUUUUUACAAUAAUAAGGUGGGGCGGAGAGACAAGAACAUCAUAAACGAACAUGAGAAAUUCAGAGGAGAAAUGAGGUUCCCAUAGUCAACAGAGAGUUUUACUGAGCUACAACAACAUUUCACCUGAAUUCCUCAGUAAGGGGGCCUUUCUUACCUUUGUGUUACCACCAUCCACUAAUAAAACUGAGGAAGCGCCAAAUUAUUCUUGCUUUUCCACCAAAAUGUCCUUCUUUUAGGGUUCUGGGUUCAAGCUUGAGAUACAUGCUAUCCUUACAAUCAUUUGAACAUGGCCACAAAACUUUUUUUUUUUUUUGAGGCGCAUGCAGUUACAAAGCGUUACCACUAGGUGGAGAGCAUCUUCCUAGAGUUGAUGUAAGAGUCAGCCGGUUCUUGUAGCUGAUGGAGUUGUUAGUAAUAAUAGCCCUUUCCAUGCUCUUUAUGAUAAUUAUGCUCUAAGAGUAAAUGACGCCAGUGGAUUCUGUAUCUUUCUGUACUAAAAUGUUCAGGUUGAAUCAACUUUCCAGAGUGCAUCUCUCUCUCAGCCUUGGACCAGAGUGUGCUGUGAUUCUGAUCUUUCUAAACUGUUCAGCAAGCACAUCCUCCAGUUUCGUAGCUUUCUUGAGUCUUCUAAAUACUUUGUGCUGAUCUCCCUUAUUUGAUCCACAAUUCCCUUCAGUUGGUGUGGCAAUAUAUUUGCUUUAAAUCGUCAUUAUUUACUUUGUAAAUCAUCUCUCCAAAAGUUAAGCAUCAGGAAUCAAGUUUACCUGAAUGACCUCUCUUAAUGAAAUACUAAUCAGGGUCCUGCCUAAAUGUACAUUUCUGGCUGACAUCUGGUAGUAACUCCUCUGUAAACUCACUUUUCACUUUAUUCAUGUGCACAAGUAAUUAGCCUAUCCUAAAUGGAGUUUGUUGCAUAGAGAAUGCUUUUUUAAAAAAGCAUCUCAUAAAGUUAGAAUUGGGUUUCAAGAACCCAAUUCCCAGCCUCUUUCAAUCAGAAGAUCCAUAUAUUGCAAGCACAGACUCUUGGCUGCCUUCAUGGUACACUGUGGUUCUGAGAUAUUUAGAAUUACAGGGCCUUUUAUGGCUGGGUCCUGAUGGAGGAAGCCACAUCUAAGCUAAGGAUGUCUUCACUGUAAACUCUGCCUCAGCGAGCUUUUCCCUUGCUGAUCUCAUCAGAACCAUCCCCAUUUGAGCUUCAGACUCCCCUCUGCCAACACUUAAUCGUCUCCUCUUUCAGCAAAAGUAAACAGAGGACAGAAUGUUCUUCCCUGGAGCUUAUUAAAACUUUAAAUCCAGGUGUUAUUCUCCAAAGGAAGCUGCUUUCUUCUGGCCACCAGGUCACCAGCUCCUGUAGUGAGCUCUGAGCGGAUUCUAGUCAGCCUCUUCAGGGGGCUAGGACUAAUCGCUGUGACCUCAAUCAAGCCUGCUGGUUUUAUGAUACCAAGAAGGCUCACCAGGUGAACUUCUGCUCCUUUUAGGAGGCUAAGCAUCCCCCAGCCACCUUGGGCUUGAGCAGUGUUACCUGCCAGCAAGCACAACAGUGCCGACCACUGGUCUCUUCUUUUGGAAAACAUUUGACUUUUGACUUGCUUUCUUCUCUAUUUCAUCAUUAUCCUCCUUUCAGACUUUCAUGAACUCCUAAAAAAUUUGGUUGUAGAACUAAACAAGAGAAUGAGAACUGGGAAGAACCUUGGAUCAAUGCUGAGAGGCUGCCUGGAUACUCUUCUGUGCUCCACAGUACUGACAAAUAUUCUUUGUGGCUCUGGUACUGUACUGUCACUCAAAUUUUGGUACAAACCAUUGAAGUAUUUGUUGCUUGUUUUUAUUGGUCUACAUAGUAAUCUUAGUGUUGUAUUUCUGGAAUAGUCUCUCAAUUAGCACAUUCUCCCUUGUCCUGAGAUCACCAUGCUCUUCAAGAUUAAGGCUCUUGCUUCCUUGCCUGCCAACUCUGAUCCAAAGAAAACACCCUUUUCUACUCUGCAGUAUGAAGGGCUCAGGGCUGUGUUUUUAGCUGUUCAGAAUGUUAGAGUUAUUCAUGUUGGUUAGUGGAGUUAGCCUUCAGUGUGGAAAGAGAAGACUGCAAGAAAAACUGGCACUAACUUAAGUGGCCUCUGACACCUUCCCUAACCCUGUCCCAGUUUGUCACAUUCUACAAUAAAUGAGUGAGUGAUCAUGAUCAGCAAAACUGGUUUCUUUCUUCUUUCUUUCUUUC
Molecule: messenger RNA, 14560 nt
Organism: Mus pahari (shrew mouse)
Lineage: Eukaryota; Metazoa; Chordata; Mammalia; Rodentia; Muridae
Gene: Lrrc7
Product: leucine rich repeat containing 7
Exons: 27
Coding region: 874-5361 (1495 amino acids)
Biological process (GO): neurotransmitter receptor transport postsynaptic membrane to endosome; neurotransmitter receptor transport, endosome to postsynaptic membrane
Cellular component (GO): adherens junction; postsynaptic density; postsynaptic membrane
Molecular function (GO): protein binding
Source: RefSeq, a predicted model, not a curated record